GUCGUUUUUAAGCCUCACGAGACGAGCGGCCCCGAGCUCCACCGCCACCGAACCACGUCAGAGUGUGUUUUUGGGAUCUGUCGGGGACUUUGUGCGCGUUUCUGCCGCCCGGGACUCAAAGCGUUAACCCGCGUGUCCAUUUUUAAAGUGUCCUCCGCAGCCUGAGUGAGCAGAGACUCGGACAGACAUGACAACACACUUCAGGAGCGGACCAGCCUUCGGUCUCUCUGCCGAGGUCAAGAGCAAGCUUGCAGGGAAGUACAACCCCCAGAAGGAGGAGGACGUGAGGGUGUGGAUUCAGGACGUGACGGGGAAGAGGAUCGGGGAGAACUUCAUGGAGAGUCUGAAGGAUGGAGUCCUGCUGUGCGAACUCGUCAACGUGCUCCAGCCAGGCUCUGUUAGAAAGAUCAACAACUCCAGUCAAAACUGGCACCAGCUGGAAAACAUCGGGAACUUUGUCCGCGCAAUCACAGAGUACGGCCUGAGGCCACACGACAUCUUUGAGGCCAACGAUCUGUUUGAGAAUGUCAACCACACUCAGGUCCAGAGUACACUCAUCGCUCUGGCCGGCAUGGCCAAGUCCAAAGGUUUCCGCUCCAAGUACGACAUCGGAGUGAAGUACGCCGAGAAACAGCAGCGCCGCUUCGCUCCAGAGAAGCUCAGGGAGGGACGCAACAUCAUCGGCCUGCAGAUGGGCACCAACAAGCUCGCUAGCCAAAAGGGCAUGACCUCCUACGGCACGCGACGCCACCUGUAUGAUUCCAAGAUGGCCAUGGACAACCCGCUGGACCAGUCUACCAUCAGCCUACAGAUGGGAACCAACAAGGGAGCCAGCCAGGCUGGCAUGACAGCCCCGGGAACUCGGAGGCACAUCUUCGACAAGAAGCUGGAGCUGGAGAACUGUGACACCACCACCAUCUCUCUGCAGAUGGGCACCAACAAAGUGGCGUCCCAGCAGGGCAUGACCACCUACGGCCUGCCACGCCAGGUCUACGACAACAAGUACUGCACCAACCCCACCGAGACCUACUACAACAACGGGAGCGAGGCCGAGUUUGACGGCUACAACCAGUACUCUGACUAAGAAAAGCACAGACGGCCUCACCGCCUUCUCUCCUUCCUCCUCUUUGCUUCAGACAACCAACCACAGCUGUCUCUGUGACGAGCAAACCCUGCAGACUGAUAUUUAACACUGAUUGACGUCACAGUGGUCUUCAUUCCCUGUCUUUUUCUAAACAUACUUUUACUCUUAGGAAUUUGUUGUUUGUCUUUCCACGAGUGAAAGAGAAAAAAAUAGUGUUUACGCUGACCUUACGUCAAAGAUUUCACGCAGUGGCCAGCCUCUGUGUCCCGUCGAUGAAUUUUAUUGCCGCUAAAAAUACCCAAACAUUCAUUUGCUAUUUAUAGAUUUUUUUGCUGCAGCUUUUUAUACUUGCUUUGUAAUUAGAAAACUGUGUGUAGCGCCUCACCUUCAUACCCAGUUUGAACACUGACAAAUGCAGAAUUUUAGAGUUCCUUGAAAGGAAACGAGUGACCGUGUUGGUGCUAUUGAACUUUGACCCAGUUGGAACCGAGUCCACGUCCGCAGGCUCCAGGACUGCCACUCCUCGGGAGACGCUCCAGGUCCACAGACUGACCGGGAGACACAGGAGGACUCAUGGCUUUGUGCUUUUUUUCUUUUUUUUUUUUUUUUUGUGGGCACGUACGACGUAAUGUUCACAAGCUGGCCAAAUUACCCAUCACGCCGUUUUACGGGGCUAACUGACACGGCUUUGUUUGCAGCAUGAGACUUUAUUUUUUUAAGGAAGGUUUUGGAAAAAGCAGAAGGUCUGUCGGUAACGUUUUUGUAAAGUGAAAGAGAACGUGUAGGUGUUGCUAUAGACUGACGUUAGGGUAGCCGGUAGUUUGUGUCCCGUUGUUUCUUCCAUCCUUUUGGAAACGUCCUGCAGCUUCCUGAAGCCUCAGUAGCUCCGUUUGCACUUUAUCUGCCUUCACACGCGAAAACUUCACAGAGGUGGAAUUUAACAAAGUACAUUUACUUUGUUAAGGCUGCAACUUCCGAUUACUUUUACUGUCGAUUCAUCUGUAAAUUGUCUUCUCGAUUAAUCAUUCGAACGAUAAAAUGUCAGAAAAUAGUGAGAAAAUUUGACCAUUGCUUCCCAAAUGCAAGCCAGAUUUAUUUAUUUAGCACAUUUUAUACCCAAUGGCAACCCAAGGGCUCGCACAGAAAUGGGCGAGUCAAAUUCAAGGACUUUAAAGGACUAUUUCAAGCGCUACCUUUUUAUUUUAAGGAUAAAAUUGUUUUUUUUCCACCA
Molecule: messenger RNA, 2315 nt
Organism: Plectropomus leopardus (leopard coralgrouper)
Lineage: Eukaryota; Metazoa; Chordata; Actinopteri; Perciformes; Serranidae
Gene: cnn1b
Product: calponin 1, basic, smooth muscle, b
Biological process (GO): actomyosin structure organization; actin filament organization
Cellular component (GO): actin cytoskeleton
Molecular function (GO): actin filament binding
Source: RefSeq, a predicted model, not a curated record